Molecule: messenger RNA, 2148 nt
Organism: Cryptomeria japonica (Japanese cedar)
Lineage: Eukaryota; Viridiplantae; Streptophyta; Pinopsida; Cupressales; Cupressaceae
Product: xanthotoxin 5-hydroxylase CYP82C4-like
Exons: 2
Coding region: 286-1839 (517 amino acids)
Molecular function (GO): heme binding; oxidoreductase activity, acting on paired donors, with incorporation or reduction of molecular oxygen; iron ion binding
Source: RefSeq, a predicted model, not a curated record
AAUCUAAAUGCAAGUUUGAGUAUAUAUUUAUUGAUUUAGUGAACAUGACAUAUUCCUCUCAAAAUUAGAAUCAUGUCCAUGUCUGGAAGCUCUAUACCCAUCACUUUAACUCGACUACCCAUCAGUUUAACAUAGACAGUUGUUUGCAAGUGUUGUAUUCAGUUGUUUUACAGCUUGAUGGCCGUCUUAUAUAAUAGAUGCUACUGGUGAAGCAGCAAUCUCAGCUCAAGUUACAAUAUUUAUUUAUAGUUCAGAUAGGUUUAGGAAACAAGAGAGGUUGAAGCCAUGGACAUAAUGUUUUCUACAAUGCCUUUUAUUCUGGUAGGAGCCACCAUAAUUUUUCUUGUGACAAAAAUUCUACUAAAACACCUUGCAAGUUACAAGAUCCCUCUCCCUCCAGGCCCCAGAGCUAUUCCUGUGAUUGGUCACCUUCACCUUCUCAGAGAUAAAAGUAGGCCAACUCACCAGAUUCUAACUUCACUCUCAUCGAUCUACGGGCUUAUUAUGCAUCUCAAAUUUGGUAGCCGUCCUGUUUUAGUGAUAAGUUCUUCAGAUUUAGCCAAAGAAUGUUUAGCAGUAAAUGAUAAGUCUUUUGCUUCCCGCCCUGAGAUUACACAAGCCAAGCAUUUCUACAAUUAUUCUAUUCUGGGUUGGGCUCCUUAUGGCCCCCAUUGGCGAAACGCUAGGAAAAUCUGUGUACUCGAGGUCCUGUCUUCCAAAAGAAUCCAAUCAUUUAGACCCAAGAGAAUGAAAGAGAUUUCUAAGGCAGUAAACUCUAUGUUUCAACAAUCACAGUUGGAGGGUAUUGUGAAUAUGAGAAAUUUUUUGCCCCAAAUGACUUUUAAAAUGCUGAUGGCCAUGAUCAUAGAUGACAGGUAUUUUGGAGAGGACCUGGGGAUUUCGAUAGAUUUGUUUAUCCAUCUGAUUGAAGAGUCAUUUAUCCUGAAAGGAGCUAUUUGUAUUGGGGAUUAUAUUCCCUGGUUGAAGUGGUUUGAUUUGCAAGGGUAUGAGAAGAUUAUGAAGAAAGUACAGAAGAAAUUAGACUUGUAUAUGCAGAGAAUAUUGGAGAAGCACAGGGAGAAAGGAUCAAAAGACGAUGGAGAGAUGGAAGACUUUGUUAGUGUGCUGAUCUCACAAGCAGAGGAGAACGGCGAAGCAAUUACUGAUAAAGAUGAAUUUGUUAAGGCAACUAGUAUUGCUAUGUUAAAUGGAGGGUCUGGUACAUCUUCAGGUACUGUUGAGUGGGCAUUGUCAAUGUUGUUGCAACAUCCCCAGGUAAUGAAAAAGGCACAAGAGGAGCUUGAUUCUAAAGUUGGACGAAACAGAUUGGUGGAGGAAUCAGACAUACCCCAGUUGACAUACCUGCAAGCAAUUAUUAAAGAGACUCUGCGUCUUCAUCCAUCAUCGCCUAUGCUGAUGCCGCACAAAUCUAUUGAGGAUUGCACAAUAGGAGGGUAUCAUAUUCCUGCAGGAACAAUGCUGAUUGUAAAUGCAUGGGCAAUUCAUAGGGAUCCAAAAGUGUGGAAUAAGCCACUGGAAUUCAUGCCAGAGCGUUUUAUGGAGAAGGAAUUUGAGAUAUAUAACAGGCAAAUGAGAGGGAAUGACUUUAAGAUGAUUCCUUUUGGGGCGGGGAGAAGAUCAUGUCCAGGUGCUUCUUUGGCGAUGUGUGUGAUAGAAACAACUCUGGCAAGUUUGUUGCAGAGCUUUGAUUGGUUUGUUCCAGAUGGAAGAACCAUUGACAUGAAUGAAAGGAUUGGUUUGACAAUGCCAAGGGCAACGCCUCUGGAGGUUACCAUCAAGCCUCGUCUUUCCCACCAUCUAUACCAGCAAGAGGUCUAGUUAUAGACCGUUGAAUUCCUCUGUUUCUGUUUAUAGUCUGUAUGCAGAAUAAAUAUCAUGCUCAUAUGGUUGGGGGCACAAAUAAUUGAUCAGCUUCAGCUUAAUGUGAUGGUAAAUGAGAUCCAUCCCUGCUUUAGAUUAAAAAGAUUUCCCAGAGAAAACAUACUCUCAAUUUUUUUCUGGAAAAACUUUGUAGAGGCUAAUGAAGCUUACCAUGUUAUUGCUUCAAGAUACUAUUACAAAUACCAGUAAUAUCAUAAUAUGCAAUGUAAAUAGUUUUGGGUUUCUAUGUAUUUAAACGUUAGGGAU